UUCCUUGCGGUUAAAUUUUCUUUUCUUGGGAGUCCACGUCAGGUCUCCCCAUCUCCUCUCUCUCUCUCUCUCUCUCGCCGGCAAUUGUUAGUGUCCUCCGUUUCCUGUUACAAAUUCCCCCAGAAAAGAAAAAGGAAAAUACCCAUCGUCGUCGGAGAUUUUCAUAAAUCUGCCAGGAAAUCCUCUUUAACCUCCUCACGCUCAUGCCCCUCUGCCUGCAACUGUAGAUGUAACUAGUUAUAUUUGAAUUGGAGUAUAUAUAUAUAGAGAGAGAGAUAGAUGAAGAGGGGCCGGAGCGUAGAGGGCGUUCGAAGGGGGAAGCUGUACCAUUUGAUCCUCGCCGGCGCCGCCCUCUAUCUGAUCUUCAUAUCAUUAAAGUUCCGCAGAUUCAUCGAGAUCUCCACUUCCCUCACCAUCUCCGAUGACGACCCCGAGCCGACCUUCACCGGCCUCCACAGCUCCCCGGAUCCCCAAAACCCUAAUCCCGUUCUUUCUUUUAAGAUCAAGCCUCUUCAGUAUCGCUACGGCCGCAUCCUCGGAGGGGCCGCCGCCGCCGCCGGCAAUCUCACAGAGUUAGAGAGAAUGGCUGAUGAGGCGUGGACCCUUGGAACCAGGGCUUGGGAUGAGGUGGAGGAUUUACAAGACCCAGUUACGACCACUGGUGAUGUCGAUCUGAAUCUGAACCAGAAUACAUCCGUCAUCCAGCCCAGCUCCGAAGCUUGCCCCACUUCCGUUUCCAUGAGCGGCAAGGAUGCAGCAGCGGCUGGGGGCGGCGGG
Asparagus officinalis (garden asparagus) is the source of this 777-nucleotide messenger RNA. RefSeq names its product hydroxyproline O-galactosyltransferase GALT2-like. The transcript has a single exon. The record is from RefSeq and is a predicted model, not a curated record. Lineage: Eukaryota; Viridiplantae; Streptophyta; Magnoliopsida; Asparagales; Asparagaceae. The annotation marks the transcript as partial.